GUUUAGUUUAGUGAAAAACAUUCGCAUGAGGUGAACGUAAACAAAUAAUAAAAAAUAAAUAAAAGUUUCACAGAGAAAUGGAUAGUCCGCCAAAAAAGCAAGAAAUGAAUAUCCUCGAGGCAUGUUCCUUUGGGAAUUGGUAUGAAAAGUUUGAAAAGAUCACCAUUAAAUCCUUCCUGUUACCCAUUCCCAAUGAUAUCUUGGACUACCUGCGUGAUGACAUCAUAAUCCUACCACGAGAAUGUCUUCCGGAAACAGAAGAAGAAGAAGAGGAAACAAUUGAGGAGGAAGAGGAUUCCAGCACAGUGUCCUUUCCGGAGUUUUCAGGUGAAAUUCAGAGGAUUCUCCAGCGACUCCCUGGUGGGGCUUUUCUCAAGACAAACUGGCACUGUGCCCGGGAUGCUCAUUGGAUUAUGCCCGGACAGAGUCUACGUGUUCGGAAUCUCGAUGAGGUCUAUCAGCUGCUGAAGGCAUCAAAUUUCUCCAAAAUGGAUUUGAGCCCUGAAAGGGGAUUUGCGUGUGGCUUCAAUUUCACCGUUGUCCUGCGGAAGUGGCAGGAAAUUAAUCCAGCCAAUGAAUUUAGAUGCUUUGUGCGGCGUCACACACUAAUUGCCAUCUCUCCGCGUGCCUGGCCCGAAUACUAUGAGCACAUUUAUCAGCAAAAAAGUGACAUUAUCCGGGAUAUUUGUACGCUCUUCAAGGAAUACAUCAAGAAUCGUUUCCCUCUCAAUGACUAUGUCUUUGAUGUUGUCCGGGAGCGCAAAGACAGCGUUCAGCUGGUGGAUUUUGCACCAUUCAAUCAGGAAUAUACGAAUUCCUUGGCAUUUGAUUGGCUCGAACUGGAGGAUGAUGAGAAAUAUCCAGCAAAUGGGGAGGAUGAACCGGAAUUUUGCUACCUCAAAGAAAACAUUGGGAUUCAACCGAAACAAAAGGAAAUCUUUGGGCUUCCGUUGGAAUUUACAACAUUCGCUGGGAAUUCGGAAGCUUCAGUGGCGCAACAUCUCACGGAAUUGGGACUCUGAAAUUUCAGUUUCCUUUCAAAGGAGAAUGUAACCUUCAGAAAGGAGUGUGUGACCUUCAAGGAAUCUUCCACAUUUCCUUGCAAAAAAUUAGAUUAUUUUUUAAAAUGAAGAUAAUCGUGUAAAAAAAUGAAAGAAAUAAACAGUUUUAUGCCUAAAAUCGCCUAAAAUAGUGAAUCAAAAA
Messenger RNA from Lutzomyia longipalpis, 1203 nucleotides. Its product is annotated as cell division cycle protein 123 homolog. The record is from RefSeq and is a predicted model, not a curated record. Bases 78 to 1022 code for a protein of 314 amino acids. Gene Ontology annotation, cellular component: cytoplasm. Lineage: Eukaryota; Metazoa; Arthropoda; Insecta; Diptera; Psychodidae. The transcript has 3 exons.